This is a messenger RNA of Nelumbo nucifera (sacred lotus), 2269 nucleotides long. It is a transcript of the gene AMY2, whose product is annotated as alpha-amylase-like 2. Gene Ontology annotation, biological process: carbohydrate metabolic process. Gene Ontology annotation, molecular function: calcium ion binding; alpha-amylase activity. Lineage: Eukaryota; Viridiplantae; Streptophyta; Magnoliopsida; Proteales; Nelumbonaceae. The record is from RefSeq and is a predicted model, not a curated record.
AUGUGACAAAAAGUUAUUGGCAAUUCAUCAGAAUUCAGAAUAGGAAAAUCUGAAGUCGAGAGAGAACAAUCGUUAUUUUGAUUCUCAUUUAUCAUAGUGUAUGUCUAUAAAGCCGAAAGUGUAAGUGAGAACCUAGCAGGUGGGGUGGUUAAACGAGAUCCCUGUUGCUUAGAGGAAAAGAUUGAAGAAAAGCUGAUUCCCUUCCAUCCCUUCCUUUUUAAUUCUUCGCCUUUCUUUCCACUCGCAGUGCUAGAAGAACAUUCUUAAUUGAUUUGGUGGUCCUUUGUGUUUCGUAUUUGUGGUGGUGUCAUUCAAUUUCUUUUUAUCGCACAGCAACGUACAGAAAAAGGGAGAUUGUGGAACGGACAUAGUUGGAGGAAUCACCAUAUUCCGACUUCUUCUUUAUUUAAUCUCCUUUUCAUUUUUUGAAUUUUGAUGGGUGAAAUGGAGUGAUUCCCUUUGGUGGUCGCCUUCGAAUUUUUAGCUUUUCGUUCCUUUUAUAGGCGGAGACGUAGGGGAAGGGUUGGCUCCCUACGCUUCUGCCUCAAACAACCCUAGCAACUUCCUCGCAUAUCUCGUUUCCCAACUUGAGCUGAAAUUUGCUAGGGGGUAACUUUUCAAAUGGGAAAUUAUGGUUACAUAUUGAAUUAGGUAACGUUUCAAACAGUGCUUCACUGUGCAACUGCAAUGGAAUUUAACAUAAUGAUACAGGGUACGGGAAGAAUGGAGAGAAUUUCUACCUGCAACAGUUUUGAUAACAAAACCAAGAAUCUCUUUGUGCUCCACCUCAUUUGAUCUAGAACCAGUUUCUGUACAAAAUUUCAGCAACUCAAUAUGGGUAACCUGAAUGAUAGUUAUGAUGAAACUGUUCAGGGGACAGAUCCUGGUGCAACAUUGCAGAAUGGAAGAGAGAUUCUUUUCCAGGCUUUUAACUGGGAGUCUCAUAAAUAUGAUUGGUGGAGAAACUUGGAAAGAAAGGUCCCUGAUAUUGCAAAAUCUGGUUUUACAUCAGCAUGGUUGCCACCAUCAACUAAUUCCUUCUCUCCAGAAGGUUACCUACCACAGAACCUCUAUUCUCUCAACUCUAAAUAUGGAUCUGAGCAACUACUAAAAGCUUUGCUUCAAAAGAUGAAGCAAUACAAAGUUAGAGCGAUGGCUGACAUAGUUAUUAAUCAUCGUGUUGGCACUACAACGGGUCAUGGAGGGAUGUAUAACCGUUAUGAUGGCAUUCCAUUACCAUGGGACGAACGUGCUGUCACAUCUUGUACGGGUGGAUUGGGUAACCGUAGCACUGGGGACAACUUCCAUGGAGUUCCAAACAUAGAUCAUAGCCAACAUUUUGUUCGAAAAGAUAUUAUUGGGUGGCUGAAGUGGCUUCGCUAUAAUGUUGGCUUCCAUGAUUUCCGUUUCGAUUUUGCAAGAGGCUAUGCAGCAAAAUAUGUGAAAGAAUACAUUGAGGGAGCAAAGCCAAUAUUUUCUGUAGGGGAGUAUUGGGAUUCUUGCAAUUAUAGCCCCCCUAGUUAUCGACUGGACUACAACCAAGAUAGUCAUCGACAGAGGAUUAUCAAUUGGAUUGAUAACACAGGAGGGCUUUCGGCGGCAUUUGAUUUCACAACAAAAGGCAUUCUUCAGGAAGCUGUCAAAGGAGAACUAUGGCGUUUGCGUGACCCUCAAGGGAAGCCACCAGGCGUGAUGGGAUGGUGGCCAUCAAGGGCUGUCACAUUCAUUGAUAACCAUGACACAGGAUCAACACAGGCUCAUUGGCCUUUUCCUGCUAGUCAUAUCAUGGAGGGCUAUGCAUACAUACUGACACAUCCAGGAAUACCUGCUGUAUUUUAUGACCAUUUUUAUGAUUGGGGUGACUCCACUCAUGACCAAAUUGCGAAGCUGAUGGACAUUAGAAAACGUCAAGACAUUCACAGCCGAUCUUCAAUCAGGAUAUUUGAGGCCCAGCCUAAUCUCUACUCUGCAAUCAUAGGGGAGAAAUUGUGCAUGAAAAUUGGAGAUGGGUCGUGGUGCCCAGCUGGCAGAGAGUGGACACUUGCCACCUGUGGCCACAAGUAUGCAGUCUGGAGCAAAUAGUGGUCCUAUCCCAGAAGCUAGUGAUAUUGAUAAUAGUGCAUGAAUAAACUUGUUCAUCCAUAAAUAAAUAAAUAAAGGAAGUAGUUGUACUUCCAGUCUUCUAUAUUUUUUGUCUUUUAAACUAUUAUUAGAAAAAAAAAUGUAUCAUAUGAUCAAUAAUAUAGUUAAAGCGUCCAUUGUGUUUUUA